AAAAAAAACAACAGGCAACAGCUGAUUCUGUUAUUUUGACUGAAAUACUAUUAUUUCUCAUAAUAUAAUAUUGUAAAUUGCUCAUUGCUAUUUCUUAAUUGGGUAACAUCAAUUACAAAGUGAUUAAUUAUUCUUCCAAUACAAAAUGAUAUUUUACCCAAUAUUAAGAAAUCAUAUUGUAACUAAAUCUAAGUUUCUAAGGUUAAGUUCAACAGUAAUUUUGCCGGAUAUUGAUACGAACUAUUACUGUAAUUCUGAAAAUUCUUUAGAAAUUGACAACAAUAUUAAAUUACGAAAAGGAGUGGGUGAUGUAAAUCGUGUAAUGAAUAUGUAUAAAAAAUAUAAAGCAACUCCUUUAUCUGAUAGUUCUUACCAAAUAGUGCGAGAGAAUCUGUACAAAGAACUAAGUUGUCUUCCUAACAAAACACACCCUUCCGUUCUGGAAAAUGUCGAACCACAAGUUGUCCGAGAAAUAAACCAGAAAAGAGAUUUUCAAUCACAUCGACCUCUGGAAUUCAGUGAUAUAACAAGGCGGCUCAAUUUAGUGAGAACAGAUAAAUUAGGACACACUUGUGGACACAAAAGCUAUUACUUCUUGGGAGAACUGGCCGAAUUAGAAGAAGCAUUAAUCAAAUACACUGUUGGUAAGCUUCUUCAAGAGAAGUUCCAACUGGUGUCAGUUCCGGAUAUUUUACCUAGUCAAGUUUUGGAGAGUUGCGGGAUGACCAUUAAUAGUGAUCGCACUCAGAUAUAUUCUUUGGACCCAGUCCAUCAUGGUCCAGAUUUGUACUUGUCGGGUACUGCUGAAAUGUCCCUAGCAGGGCUGUUGAUGAAUACAACUCACACUGAGGAAGCCUUGCCUUUGAAACUGGCUGCAGUGAGUAGAUGCUUCAGGGCAGAAACCUCAAAUCUUAUUGAAGAGAGAGGAAUAUAUAGGGUACACCAAUUUACCAAAGUCGAAAUGUUUGCAGUCACUACUCCAAAUCAAUCUGAAAGUAUGCUUGAAUAUCUGAGAACAAAACAAGAAGAAUUAUUUUCACCAUUAGGAUUUAAUAUGAGAAUUCUUGACAUGCCACCACAUGAACUAGGAGCUCCUGCUUACAGAAAAUACGAUAUAGAAGCAUGGAUGCCUGGUCGCAAUAAUUAUGGUGAAAUAUCUAGCUGCAGCAACUGUACAGAUUAUCAAUCAAGAAGACUUCACAUCAAAUAUGUUCAUAAUGAUGGGACCUGCUAUGUUCAUACAUUGAAUGGCACUGCAUGUGCAGUCCCAAGAAUGCUGAUAGCUUUAUUAGAAACACAUCAAGAUCCAAAAGGAAAAAUUUAUAUACCUGAAGUAUUACAACCAUAUAUGAAUGGCAAAAAAUAUAUUGCUAAAAACAACACAGUUCCAGAACUGAAGCUUAUGAAAAUAAAAAGAUAAUAUAGCAUUUAA
Molecule: messenger RNA, 1432 nt
Organism: Helicoverpa zea (corn earworm)
Lineage: Eukaryota; Metazoa; Arthropoda; Insecta; Lepidoptera; Noctuidae
Product: serine--tRNA ligase, mitochondrial-like
Exons: 4
Coding region: 146-1420 (424 amino acids)
Biological process (GO): mitochondrial seryl-tRNA aminoacylation
Cellular component (GO): mitochondrion
Molecular function (GO): ATP binding; serine-tRNA ligase activity; tRNA binding
Source: RefSeq, a predicted model, not a curated record